GUAGGACACACAUCUGCCACGCAUUCACGCAUUUGGAAACCCACUUCGUUGGGUACCAGGACAGCUCCGCCCUUCCUGAUCCAGUGACUGGAUUCACUUAUCAGGCACAUAAGCCCUCGCCCUCCGGCAUGGCGAAGAGGUCAGCACCUUCUGUUGCAUACUUCGAGGAGGAAGACGACGAGGGUAACCUUAUUGGCGAACCUCAAUACGCACGCUCCACCGCACACAGCAGUCCUUCUAAAGAGAAGCCCAACACUAGCAGAUCACGAAAGGAUUCAAAUCGUCGAGACUCGAAAGAAUAUAAAGAUUUCAAAGAACCCAAAUCUCCCAUCGUCUCCUCACUAUCAGACUCCGACGACUCAAUUGAACUCACGAGACGACUUUCAAAACUUAAGAUGAAGGGAGACAAGAAGCGACGAGAGGAUCCUCUCGUUAACCAGCAGCGUCCUGUUCCCCGUUCCCGCAAGACAGCACCAGGGCCUGCAUCUCGAUUAUCCGAAGAGUCGUCUUAUUACGGAAUACAUCCGCAACAGCCCGUCUCAUCUAUACCCGCCAGGCCUCGCGCUCGCACCAGGCCCGAGACAUAUUAUGGCCAACGCCCUCCUCUUUCGACAUCAGCAUAUGCUCACCAACCGCCGCCACCCACACAACUUCCUCCUCCGUCCUUUCCUCCGCCGCAGCCCUACUGGAUGGGAGGGCCUCCCCCUCCCCCUUCAAUGGGACAUGCACUAGUUCACCAACCCAUUCCCUCUCCUUCAUCAUAUGGAGAGCCGUUUCCUCCUAACAGGGACUUGGCUUCGCGAUUCGGACGACCACAAUCGGCUAUGGGGUUCCAACCGCCUCCCAAGGCGCUCGACUACGAGCCAGUGAAAGAGAAGGCACUUACGCGGAGAGCUUCGACUGCGAGGAAGGCUAGUAAGGAUCACGACGACAGACACCGGAUGCCACCACCUCCUCGGCCAGCGUCUACGCAGCCGAACCGAUUAGUGAUUCGCCCCACACCAUCUUCGCACACAGCUCCACCCUCGCACACAGCUUCGAGGAGAAAGUCCGUUGGAUUCACAGAAGGCGACUUACGGGCCGCCGACCCUUCCAUGUAUAAAGCCGUGGCUCGGCGUGAGGUGGAAUAUGGUACUGGUGCUCUCCCUUCCCGACCGAGGCAGAAUUACGACACUGAAUCGCUCUAUGAUGUCGGCAAUUACGAGAUUGAGCCAGCAGGCCGUGGUCGACGAAACUCGUUCUAUAACUUCGAGGAAAAGGUGCGCGACGCAUCUCGGUAUCAGGAAGACGUGAGCGGAGGAAAUGCUCCACCUCUGACGGCCGAGGCACUCCGGCGUGUGAAGAAUGGAGGUAGCAGCCGUUCGACCCGCAGCAGUGCGAGCCGUGACGAGAGCGAUUACAAGCAGUCGGCCACAACUCGGACCACAAGAUCCGGCAGUGGUGGAGACGAUGAUAUUACCAUUAAGCUCCCGAUGGGUGCCGUCAUCGAGGUUGGAAACACCAAGAUCCAUUGCAAGGAUGGUGGUAACAUGAAUAUCGGCCGUGGUAAUGGAACUUCUCGUGCUGGAGGUAGCGAUCACGCGGCUCCUUCUAACUACAGCGAUGAGCGAAGCGAACGAAAAAGCCGAGCAGAUCGGUCAGAGAGACGAACUAGGACCGGAUCAUACUCCCGCACACGCUCUACGGGGCCGCCCUUGUACCCCCGGAGCCCUUCUGAUUACCCGCAUUACGAUGAUUACGAUGAUCACUACGAUCCUCCACCACAUGCACCGUAUAUGGGGUACUACGAUGAAGAAGACGACGAGAGUUAUUUCGACUGCUGAUUCCUCAACUUGGAAUAUCUCGACGAUUUCUUACCAUUUCUGUUUUGAUUUACUGGGUAGCGAUUUGUCAUUUACGCUU
Annulohypoxylon truncatum is the source of this 1902-nucleotide messenger RNA. RefSeq lists its product as uncharacterized. The transcript has a single exon. Lineage: Eukaryota; Fungi; Ascomycota; Sordariomycetes; Xylariales; Hypoxylaceae. The coding region runs from base 129 to 1823 and encodes 564 amino acids. The record is from RefSeq and is a predicted model, not a curated record.